Molecule: messenger RNA, 3049 nt
Organism: Monopterus albus (swamp eel)
Lineage: Eukaryota; Metazoa; Chordata; Actinopteri; Synbranchiformes; Synbranchidae
Gene: ccni
Product: cyclin I
Exons: 9
Coding region: 45-1349 (434 amino acids)
Source: RefSeq, a predicted model, not a curated record
AGCUGUAUCCAGUGGGGAGGUAGGCUCAACCAGGGGAGGAAAGAAUGAAGUUCACCAAACCCUGGGGACGCCAGAGGCUGUCUUUUCUUCUGGAAAAGGCUGCUUCUAGGGAAGCCAAGAUGUGGAAGACCUAUGUGCCAAAGAAGCCCUCCUUUCAGGAUACAGACAUCUCCCCUGCCCAGCGAGAUGAGGCAGUGCGCUGGUUGAUGGAGCUCCAUGGCAGACUGCAGCUGUACCCAGAGACCCUGGUGUUAGCUGUUAGCACCCUGGACCGCUUCCUCGCACCCAUCAAGGCCCGUCCAAAGUACCUGCGCUGCAUUGCCAUCGCCUGCUUCUUCCUGGCAGCCAAGACAUGUGAGGAGGACGAGUGUGUGCCCUCCCUGAAGGAGCUGGUGGCCUCCAGCAGCUGUGGCUGUUCUCCAUCAGAGAUCAUGAGGAUGGAGAGGAUCAUUUUGGACAAACUGAACUGGGAUCUGCACACUGCCACAGCACUGGACUUCCUGCAUAUUUUCCAUGCAAUGGUGAUGUCAUGUCGUUCUGGCUUUUUGGACUCCAUGUUGUUGGGAUUGAACUGCUCUCAGCACCUUGCCCUGCUCACACAGCGACUCUACCACUGUCUGUCUGACCACACGUUUAUACAGCUCAGAGGAUCUAUGUUGUCCUUGGCCCUCAUCACUCUGGAGCUGGAGACCUGCUGUCCUGACUGGCUGGCUCUCACGCUUGACCUGCUAAGGAAGGCACAGAUCGACAGCUCUGAGCUGAUCAGGAGUCGAGAGCUAGUGGCUCGUAGUCUGUCCACAUCGAGAGCUUCCCUGCCUCCAAACACUGUCUACAUCUACCAACCCCUGCAGAGCCUAACCACGCUGCAGCCUCCGGCCCCGGACCUCAGACUCACCUGCUGUACACUGGGGACCAUCACUUCCACCACGGAGUCUUCCAGGGACCACGUCCUCAUCACCACCUCCGCUGCCCAGACACAGAGACCUGCAGGAGCUGAGGAGGGCAGCCAGCAGCCUUGGAGCUCCAUCUGCUCCUCCUCUGACAGCAGCAUCCCAGCUCUGCUCUCCCCGUCCAGACACCUCCCCCGUCUUAAGCACCUGCAGAAGGCCACACUGCACUGCAAGGCCUCUGCCAAGCGCAAGGUGGAGGAGAUGGAGGUGGAUGACUUCUAUGAUGGCAUAAAACGCCUCUACAAUGAAGACACCACCACUGUCCAGGAGGGCACAACACCUGCAAUGGGGGCGAUAACAGAUGGAGGAGGGAGUCUGAGUGUCUGCAGUGUCCCGUUGUCCCGACAGGAUGGCAGCUCCUCCCCCUGCCCACCUCUGCAGCCAGUCAGUACCUCCUAGAGAUCAGACAGGGAGCCGCUUACCAAAACCACCUUAACACUGACAUCAUCCUGUUUCUCCUCCAGAUUAAACUCCUCCAAUCAAAGAUUCAAAUGAUCUUUAGUUUUUGGCUCGAACAGUGGCAUUUAGACUUCUUGGAGCAACAGUGAUGGGAAAUUUUUACAAUAGGCAAUGAAGUCAGAGAAAGAAGAGAUUUUGUUUCCACAAAUUAAAAAAAAAAGCAAUAUAGAGGCAGCUCCAAGGGAAAUGUUGCAUUAUAGUUGGAGAAAAUUGUUCUUUAUGUCACUGCUCUUAAUGAAACAUCCAGCAAAGAAGAAACUAUUGAUGUAAAAAGAAAUAAAGCAGUGAUGUCAGCGGUUAAGAUGGUUUUGAUUUCGGUGCAAACCACCACAGCUGUCCUGAGGUCAGGUCCAUCAUCCCUUGCAGCUGGAAAACAGAGCCCAAAAAAAUUAAACAUUCAUAAUAAUUUUAAAAACCUGCUGCUACUAUCUUAUUAAGGAUAUUUAACACAAACAUUACAACAUUACAAAAGGUAAAAAAAAAAAUAUAAACAGAAAAUUACCUUUAAAAAAAAAAAAACUAAAAUUCGUUCCCGUUUACCCCAGUGUCUCAAUCUGUCCUGUUACAGAACAUUUUUUGAAUGUUUGUCAACUUAUAUUUGUUCACAUUUUGAACUCUUUGCAGUCAUUUGACAUUUGUUUAUAUUCUGUCUUCUUCCCUUUCCUUCCUCACGCUGCAUGUUUUCAUCUCUAUAACUUAUUCAGAUGUAUCAAUGUUUCUGUAUAGAUGAUUAUCUAUAGUACCUGCCCAGAGAGAAUUUCUUCUUAGUGAAGUGCAAUUUGAUUAAGAUAAUAUAAAUGCCCUUUCUAUGACUCCCUUUGUUUUGUUUCCCUUCCCUUUCAGCUUGUUGUGACAGCUUGACUGAAUGAAAGUUUCUCAAGUGGUUUUAUUCACCCACACACAUGAAAAGUCCAAGUGGCGCUGCCAUUUAAAUGUGGUUUAAUGUUUUGGGGCCCAAGUCAUCUGCAGCUGACAGACAAAUUGGUAACUACUGUCCUACUCUGUGGGUGGAGGUAACCACAGUCUGCUGCUGUACGCCCCCGCCCACCUGCCAGUUCUAGUGUUUAAACAAAUGCUGUCCUAAACAAGGACCUAUAGUACUUGUCCCAUCAGGGUCUUGUUCUUUAAGCCUGGCUUAAUUAACCCAGGCUAAUUAAUUUGCAAUAGUGCAAACAGAGACAAAGAAUGUUUUCCCCAUAACCUACUUGUUCUCUUCCAAAACCAUACAAGUCUUGGUCAUGAUGACUUGUUGCUAUGACAGUGGCUCUAUUAAAGGUUCGUCCUUGUAUGAGGAACAGGGUAUAAAUCAGACUGCAUGUGGCUUCUGUGUUGAAGCAACAAGGAGGAACUAAAAGUUCUGGCUUACAUGGUCUUGUAAUAAAAACAACCUUGAGAUAUUAAAAGCAUUUUAAUAUUAAACUAAGAGAAAGAAAUGUGGUUUUUGAGAUCUGAGCUUCGGGAGGAGAUUUGACUGUCUUUAUUUUGAAAAAAUAGGCUAAAACACAAUGUUUUUACUUCAAAAAGUAAUGUUUAAUAUAUUUUCCUGCAAAAAAGCUCUGUUGUUCCUGCUGUAGGAGCUGCUGGUGGCUGCUCAAGGUCCCUGAACUGCAGCACCGAUAAAUAAAGAGUAUGAAAACUGA